UUCCUCACCCACCCCCUUUCUCUCCGUCUCCCUCGUCCCUACACCUUCAGUCUGCUUCUGUUGUCUCGGCGGAUUGUUGGGCUGUGGGAGAGAAAGGAUAUCGCGAGUAUUGGAGUUUUGGUGAGAGUUUGUGGAAGAUGGCGCCUGUUGUGACAGGGAAGUUCGGGGAGCGCCCUCAGCCACAGCGCCUAACAAGAGAAGCGAUGAGGAAUUACCUGAAGGAGCGAGGUGACCAAACUGUCAUGAUCCUGCACGCAAAAGUUGCACAGAAAUCCUACGGCAAUGAGAAAAGAUUUUUCUGCCCUCCCCCCUGUGUUUACCUGAUGGGCAGCGGCUGGAAGAAAAAGAAGGAGCAGAUGGAGCGAGACGGCUGCUCUGAGCAGGAGUCGCAGCCCUGCGCCUUCAUCGGCAUCGGAAACAGUGACCAAGAAAUGCAGCAGCUUAACUUAGAGGGAAAGAAUUAUUGCACAGCCAAAACCUUGUACAUAUCCGACUCUGACAAGAGAAAGCACUUCAUGCUGUCCGUCAAGAUGUUCUACGGCAACAGCGCUGACAUCGGCGUCUUCCUCAGCAAGAGGAUCAAAGUCAUCUCCAAGCCUUCCAAAAAGAAGCAGUCCCUCAAAAACGCAGACUUGUGCAUCGCGUCAGGGACCAAGGUGGCGCUCUUCAACCGGCUUCGGUCCCAAACGGUCAGCACUCGUUACCUCCACGUGGAGGGUGGCAACUUUCAUGCCAGCUCCCAGCAGUGGGGCGCCUUCUACAUCCAUCUGUUGGAUGAUGAGGAGUCAGAGGGAGAAGAGUUCACUGUGAGAGAUGGUUACAUCCACUACGGUCAGACGGUCAAGCUGGUGUGCUCGGUCACCGGCAUGGCGCUGCCCAGACUGAUCAUCCGUAAAGUGGACAAACAAACGGCGCUGCUGGACGCCGACGACCCUGUCUCCCAGCUCCACAAGUGUGCCUUCUACCUGAAGGACACAGAACGCAUGUACCUGUGCCUUUCCCAAGAAAGGAUCAUCCAGUUUCAAGCCACUCCAUGCCCAAAGGAACCAAACAAGGAGAUGAUCAACGAUGGCGCCUCCUGGACAAUCAUCAGCACAGACAAGGCGGAAUACACUUUCUACGAGGGCAUGGGCCCCGUCCACUCGCCUGUCACCCCUGUGCCUGUGGUAGAGAGCUUACAGCUGAACGGCGGUGGAGACGUCGCCAUGCUGGAGCUUACAGGACAGAACUUCACUCCAAAUCUGCGGGUCUGGUUCGGAGACGUAGAGGCAGAGACUAUGUACAGGUGUGCAGAGAGCAUGCUGUGCGUGGUGCCCGACAUCUCUGCCUUCCGCGAGGGCUGGCGCUGGGUGCGGCAGCCCGUCCAGGUGCCCGUCACGCUGGUUAGGAACGACGGCAUCAUCUAUUCCACCACACUGACCUUCACCUACACACCAGAGCCGGGGCCACGGCCGCACUGCAGCGCCGCGGGCGCCAUCCUGCGGGCCGGGAACUCCAGCCUGCUUAGCAACAGCAGCCAGGAGGCCGGCCCUGGCGUCUAUGGCCCCAACAGCACCUCCAACGCAGGAGUCACGUCCUCGUCCUCCACCGCCGCAGCUGCUGUGGUCUCCUAACGCACACCGGGGGAGGGGCCACAACACAAUAUGCCUUGAAAGUAAAAGUACCACAAGGCGUAUGAAGACUAUGGGAAAUAAACAAAAACUGACUCACUCUAAAGUGCUGCGUUUGGAUUUUGGAUACAAAGAAGCUGAAAUUGGCAUGGAGAACGGCGCGAAAACAGGGGAGUAUCUGAAAGAGGAGCAACAUCACAGCAUCGUCAGCCAAUGGGAAUAAGCGAAAAAGUGCUCCUUGCCAUGCCCCCCUCUCUUGUGGUUACUUUAGAGACCUGCGUAUCCAGUUCUGGUGUUUGGAAUAAGAGAAGUUCCUGCAGGCUCAGAGCACCAGCACCUUUCUACGGAAAACCACGGCAACAAUACAUCCAACGUGUACAAAAAAAUUUUCUCGAAAGGAAAGUCUAUUUUUUGCACCGCCCAAAGCCCCUCCCACUUUUUGUUUAUAAAUAUUCCUUUUGUUUCCUGUUAUUUUGCCUUCAUUUGUGGUUCCCUACAGGGUGGCUGGAUGUAUUGUUGUUGGAGGGAGUGCGAGGAUACAGAGGGACACUGAAACGUGACGAUAACAUAGUUUUUAUGGACCAAGAAUCUUGUAUAAGCUUUAGUAAAGGUACAUUUUUCUCCAUACCUUUUUUGUAUUAAACAUAUAGUACACUUUUGUUACCAAAUAGUUUCUAUUCUUCCUCUGAGCUUGGGCUUUGUUCCCCCCUUUUUUGAGGUCCAAACCCCGGCCUGUAUGUUAUUACGACCUUACAAAACGCCUGCUUUUUCAGUCUUUGGAUUGAACCUUGUUUUUGUUUUGUUCUGAUACUUUUUGCUUCUUCUGUUGGGAAAAAAAAAUCUGAAGUCUGGGUUGUUUAUUUACAUAAGCAAAGUUGUUUGUGUUUUUUAUUUUGAAUGGGGAAUAACCUCAGAGGGCCUAUGUUUUGUCAUUGGUUUUUUUAUGAAGUCUUUAAAAAGAAAAGCUUUAAGCAACGCCUCUGCCUUGCCUGCAAUACUCAACAUGUGCGCUACGUCUCCUUACACACAUCAGUACAUCUCACAUGGAGCCAUAGCUACGUUUGCAGAAUACGACAGAAAUAGACUUCCACGGUUACAAAAACAUUUAAAUGUACUUCAGAUAUAGCCUUAGUACUGUAUUCUUCCUGUGCACACAGUCGGACCGGUCACAUAUCUACAGUGAUAUCCGUCGCUCUAUUGGUCACUGUUCACGUAUCAGAUUACAUAGCAAGGUGUCUUCCAGUGUGUGCUAAACUUCUGCUGGCAUUUAACUCCAAAAAGACUCUUAAAUUUGAUGUGGCCUUACUGAUGACUUCAAUUUCAACACAAAAACCCAUAUUUCACGUUUAUAUCUGCUGUUUACUCACCGCAGAAGAACCUGUGCUUAGCACAAAAGCAAGCAACGCCUCGCUUCUUAUCACAGGAGCUCUGCCGUGUCCGAGCUCACCGCUGCAGCUCCACUCGAAGCAGCCUUCUGAAGGACAUCUACGCCUUCUUCUUUUUAACGCCUGUUUUUUAUUCUCAUGCGGUGCCCAGCACCUUUUCACUUUUGGUACAACGUCUCACGAGCGCUGUAGAAGCUCUUUUCAGCCUUCUUUUUUUUAGAAAACAAACAAAAAAAAGAAAACUCCUGUGGUUUUAUUAUCUUUGCAUAAAAAACAAAGCGUGUGUACAUUGUUUAACUCACUGUCCAAGUUAGUUGCACUCAUCCGUAUUCAUGGCGGCCGCUGCGUCUCCUGUAGGAGCAUAAAUGCCUUCUAAAUGUGUAUUAUCGAAGAUGUGCAUUUUUGGAACAUAACAGCAAUAUUGUACAGGUCAUUUCAUCGUCUUUGUCCGCCUGAGCACGAGUUCACCAGCCAGCAAAUCUGUACGUCUGUGCGAGUGUGUGUAAGUGUGGUAGUGAGUGAGUGUCAGAUCUAGUUGCUGUAAUGGAAUAAAGAGUCAGACUCGCUCCAUUUUUUAAAGUGUGCUCUCCAAAAAAACAAAGAAAAGCCUUGAGACUCGUGUAGGCUUUUCUGUCUUCCACCACGAUCCAAAUGCCUGAUAAUUUUUGAUAAACAUUCAAAGGCAAUACCUGUGAAUGGAAAGUAUUACAGUAGGACUGUAACAUAAAGAACAACCAUACUGUAACUUGAAUGUCUGCUUAAUAAUGAAGUAUUUUCUUCUUACAAACAAACCCUUGAAAUAGGAACAAAAAGGAUUCGCUUGCACCCUUUCAAUGUAAAAGAUAAGUUAAGUUAUGCCCCUCGUACACAAGCCUCGCCCACCUGUCAGUCAUUAAUGUUAAAUGUUUUAUAUUGUAAUAUUGAUAUUUUUUAAAUUAUUGGUACAAAGUCUCCCCUUGUCUUAUGUCAAAAGAAAAAAAAAGAAAAGUGCAUUAUUGCCCGUGCUGCCUAGGUUGGCCUGGGAGUGUAUUUUUUUAAAAAAGAGGCCACUUCCUGUCUAUCCUGGAAACCGUGGAGGAUGUCGUCGGUGCUGCAGCGACAUGUGUAGCAUCCCAAAAAAAUGUUGCGCUUCUUCCUGAACCCUUUACUCUGCAGGAUGGAGGUCACAAAACCUAACUGUAGAUUUCUAACUCUUUUUCUGUGUUUACUAGCUCUAAAUUAAGUUUUUAACAUAGCCUCUGCAUUAGCAUCACAAACAACCCCCUCCACCCUUUCUCCCUAGAGCUGGGAUAAUUUUGGGUUUCUGUUUACAAGUCCAAAUGCCUCUUUAGGCCAUCCCCUUCCUUCCUCAUUCCCCCCUCCGCCUCUUCAUCAUCUCUUCCAGAGCAGCUUCGUCACAUUCGCUCAAGCUAACAAGGGGGGUGAUGCAUGCUGUAAAAAAAAAAAAAAAGAAAAAAAAGAAAUGUGUCGCCUUGACAAUCUGAGCUGGUUUACAGUUUAUUCUUCUCUUAAAAUAAUGCUUUUAAGAGAUGGGGAGGAUACAGAAAGCAUCAAAAGUGGUCAAAAAUUGUUACACGACUUCUUAAAAACACGCUACAUUAACCUAGCAACAAGGAAAGCUAUCACAUUAGCGAUGCUAACUCUUCUCGUGUGUCUGGUCAUAUUUUGCUCUUCCAAAAGCAGCUGUUCUUUUGUGUUUUUUUUUUUUUUAUAAUGAGCUCUGAACAAUGUAUGUAUGUAUCCUCUAAUAUGCCAAAUGUCUUUUUUAUAAUGUAGUUUUCAUGCACUGCUAAACAAAAACAGGGCAGAGUGAGAGGCAGCUUUAAACAAAUAAAAAAAGGAGUGUGGAGCCCUUCUCUGUCGCACUCAGCCUUACUUCUCCUUAAGACAAACUGGCUGUUUGCACUACAGAGCGCUAACCUUUCUCUUUUUUUCUCUCACACAUUUCAUCCUCACUCUUUUAUCGCUCAUGUUUAUGUUUGUACAUUUGGAGUUUCCCCCUUCUCCCUCUCUCUUUUUGUUGUUAACACGCAGCCUGUUAUGCUAGCUUUGCUACAGUCGGAUCACUUUUUGUUGUUCCUCCUCCUCUCCUUCCCCUCCACGUCUGUUUACUCUCUUUCACUCUCACUGUAUCUGUGUAUUAUUCUAGUAAAUGGUAAGCAGAGGUGUCAUUGUGGUAGUUAUACUCAGUGCUCAAAGGGUUGCUGAUGGUAGAAACCUGUGCCGUUUGUAACAUUUAGCAAUAAAAAAAACAAAGGGGACUUUUUUAUAACAUAACGUUAGUUUUGUUUUUUGUACAUAUUGCAGCUCCAGAUCAUGCUCAAAAAUCUGUAUGUCAUUAAAAGAAAAAAAUGAGAAAAAAACUUGCAAUAUUGGCAUAAAAAUGAGAAAUAAAAAGUGAUAUAAAAUC
Messenger RNA from Cheilinus undulatus (humphead wrasse), 5405 nucleotides. RefSeq names its product recombination signal binding protein for immunoglobulin kappa J region b (gene rbpjb). Gene Ontology annotation, biological process: Notch signaling pathway; regulation of transcription by RNA polymerase II. The record is from RefSeq and is a predicted model, not a curated record. Gene Ontology annotation, molecular function: DNA-binding transcription activator activity, RNA polymerase II-specific; RNA polymerase II cis-regulatory region sequence-specific DNA binding. Bases 138 to 1613 code for a protein of 491 amino acids. The transcript has 11 exons. Gene Ontology annotation, cellular component: MAML1-RBP-Jkappa- ICN1 complex; nucleus. NCBI's taxonomy places the organism in Eukaryota, Metazoa, Chordata, Actinopteri, Labriformes, Labridae.